UGAUUUUAUAGUUUUAUAGACUUAAUUGUUUUAUUGCAUGAUUAAGGACCGUGUUGAUAAACAUCAGCUAUCUAUGAGUGCAAGUGAAAAGUAAAAAUGAUUGUAGAUAAAGUGGUUACUACUGGGCCUGCAUUUAAAGUGCCUAGCCAUUUGUCCUUCGCUCAAUACGCAAUAGACAAAUUAAAGGAUAUAUGCAAAGACAAAGAUUACAAGGAUGGUGUUGCUGUGAUAAAUGCCGACACUGGUCUCAAAAUCACCUUCAAACAAAUUCUCCAAGAGACCGUCAAUGUUGCCAAUGGCCUCAAGAAGUUGGGAGUGAAGAAGGGCGAUGUGAUCGCUCUCUGCAGUGAAAAUAGGGAUGAGUUCUUCCCGAUUGCUCUGGGAGUGCUGUGCUGCGGCGCCACUAUCACUACACUCAAUGUAUUAUACACUAAAGAUGAAAUGACGCACGUACUCAACAUAUCUGGACCAAAAAUAAUAUUUUCUUCAGAAAUAGGAUUAAAAAGAAAUAUUGAAUCUAUAAAAGCAGUCUCGAGUAUCGAGAAAAUUAUUCAAAUUAAUGGCAAGCCGGUCGCGAGCGGCAUUAUUGAGUACAAAAAUGUCGGGGCUUAUGUGAACCCGGAUGAGUUCGAGCCGGAAGAUGUCCAGGGCUGGACUGACGUGGCCUACAUAUUAUACUCCUCUGGCACCACCGGCUUGCCAAAGGGAGUCAUGCUCACACACUUGAACGUGUUGUAUUCGGCUGCCAGUUUUGAGAAAGAGGAGGACCCCCAAAACUCAAUACUACUGACGAUAGUCCCAUGGUAUCACGCGUACGGCUUGAUGUCGUCUAUUAACUACAUCUUAAUCAAGAGAGUUUUGGUGUACCUUAAUGGAUUCAAUCCUCUGAAGUAUUUAAGUACGAUUCAGGACUACAAGGUGACGGCGUUGGCGGCUGUUCCUCCUAUCGUAGUAUUCCUGGCCAAGGCGCCCAUAGUGGAUAAGUACGACCUGUCUUCCGUAACUGUGGUCUGGUGCGGCGCUGCUCCACUCUCUUCAGAAACGAUUGACCAGACAUUAAAGCGUUUGCGCAACUGCAAGGGAAUAUUCCAAGCGUACGGCAUGACGGAGACGUCGUUGGCAGCUACCAAGGACAUCGAUGAUGAUAGCGUUAAGAGGAAGCCUGGAAGUGGAGGGUACCCUCUACCAGGAGUAAAGGUUAAGGUCGUAGACAUAGACACUGGUAAAAAAUUAGGCCCGAAUGAAAAUGGAGAGAUCUGUAUUAAGGGGCCGAUCAUAAUGAAGGGUUACGCUGGCAACGAGGAGGCAACUAAGGCUAUGUUUGAUGCCGAGGGCUACAUGAAGACCGGAGACGUCGGAUAUUACGACAAAGAUGGCUGCUUCUUUAUUGUCGACAGACUAAAAGAACUUAUCAAAUAUAAGGGUCACCAGGUGGCUCCCGCGGCCGUGGAGAGCGUGGUGCUCGGGCACCCGGGCGUGGCGGAGUGCGGCGUGGUGGGCGCGCCCGACGAGGCGGUGGGCGAGCUCACUACCGCCUUCGUGGUCAGGAGGCCUGGAGCCAAAGUCACGGAGAAGGAGCUGCUCGAAUUCGCAAAUGCUCGUUUAUCAGCGGUCUCGAGGCUUCACGGCGGCGUGAUAUUCGUGGAUGACAUCCCCAAGAACCCAUCAGGGAAGAUCGUCAGACGCGCGCUCAAACAAAGACUGUGCGAGAAAGGCAAAAGCAAAUUGUAAAUAUUGUGUGAUAAGGAAAAUAUUAUAUUUGAAGGUUGUUACGAUUGUUGUAAAAUAUUGGGUAAAGUUGGUGAUCAUGUUGAAAAUAAUCUUAUAAAUUAUUAUAACUAUGCUCAAA
Messenger RNA from Trichoplusia ni (cabbage looper), 1849 nucleotides. RefSeq names its product 4-coumarate--CoA ligase 1-like. The transcript is spliced from 10 exons. Gene Ontology annotation, biological process: long-chain fatty acid metabolic process; fatty-acyl-CoA biosynthetic process. Bases 97 to 1731 code for a protein of 544 amino acids. Gene Ontology annotation, molecular function: long-chain fatty acid-CoA ligase activity. The record is from RefSeq and is a predicted model, not a curated record. NCBI's taxonomy places the organism in Eukaryota, Metazoa, Arthropoda, Insecta, Lepidoptera, Noctuidae.